This is a messenger RNA of Musa acuminata AAA Group (dessert banana), 962 nucleotides long. Its product is annotated as mediator of RNA polymerase II transcription subunit 11. NCBI's taxonomy places the organism in Eukaryota, Viridiplantae, Streptophyta, Magnoliopsida, Zingiberales, Musaceae. Gene Ontology annotation, molecular function: transcription coregulator activity. Bases 113 to 589 code for a protein of 158 amino acids. Gene Ontology annotation, cellular component: mediator complex. Gene Ontology annotation, biological process: regulation of transcription by RNA polymerase II. The transcript has 3 exons. The record is from RefSeq and is a predicted model, not a curated record.
CAGCUGUGGACGGUCUAACUGCCUUUCCUUCCUCCCUCCGAUCGAUCUCAUUCUGUUAGCGUCACGGCACUGUGAGCUUAUUCGCCCCGAACCCGCCUCUUCUGCUGCGAAGAUGGAUCCACAGCAGACUUCUCUGCAACGCCUUCACAACGUCGAGAAGGUUGGCUUUGACCCCUUUCUUCUCCCAUCCCCUUCUUCCCACCGUAUCAGAUCCUUUGGUGACGCUGCUCUCACCUUCUCUUUCUCUCUUUGCCGGUGCUGCUUCCGUUUCCUUUUUAUUUUGGGGGCGGGCUUGGAUUGGCGCCGCCAUCAGCGGAUAGUGCGCGUGCUGGAGCUCGCCGGAUCUGUCAUGGACGAGCUCGCCAGUUCGACCGGGCCCCGCGCCGACGUUCUCGCCGUUCACUGCCGUGAGUUCAUGCAGUCCAUCAAGGAAAUCCAGACAACACUUCGUGAAGAAAUUAAGAGUGCUUGUGAAUAUCGUCCAUUUGAGAAAUGCGACUAUAGUGCCAGAAUUUCUAACGAGAUCUGCUCCAAGAAAUUGGAAUACAUCAUCGAGCAGUUGGAUGACAUCAAAGAAAGCAUCAACUAGUACAAAGAUUGAAUUGCACAAGCAAUGCGGCAGCUGUGAAUAUUCUCAGGAUGUAGGCAAGCCAUGGGAACUAGAAGAGAAAUAGCAGCAUGUGAAUGAAGCUUAUGCAUCUCUCUUUGGUCUUCCACAAGGAUCUGAUUAAUGAAUUGAUAGAGAUAACUCCUUCAGAUGACUAGACAUUCAAAACAGCAUUUGUAAAACUGCUUGUCGCUAAUGUUGUGGACAUGCUUAUGCCUUGUUCGACUUUCUUGACAGUAAAAUCUCUGCCUAUAUUUACCUAUUCUGUAUUGGAGAAAUUAGAUACAGAUAAACUGUACCAAAUUGUAUUCUCUUUGCACAAAAUUGCAUAGGUUAGUUUUGGCAUUACCAUACA